AUGUCAAAAAGCUGGGAAUUACUUUCACAAAAUUAUUUAAAUUUAUUAGAGUCAGCUGAAGGUCAUGACCUUAUAAUAAAUGUUGGAAUUAUAGAAAUCGAAAAUCAAGAUGGUGUAUCUAUUUUGAAUCUUUUAACCGCCGCCGAUGAAAUCAUUUUACCUGAUUUUAUUGAAGAAGUUCAAAAAUAUCUAAUCGAAAAUCGUUCUCAGUGGAUACAAGAACAAUUUUACACUGUUCUCGAUUUCGCAUUUAGUCAAACAAUUUAUAAAUCUCUUCAAAAUUUUUGUCUAAGUUUAAUAUGUUCGGAUCCCCCAUUACUUUUUGAUUCGGAAUAUUUUUAUUAUACGGAUAUUAAUUUAUUAACGGCUUUACUUCAACGAGAUUAUCCUAGUGAAUGGAAUCAAGAAUUAUGGAAUAAAUUUCAAAAAUCUUUAUCACCUUGUAUUCCAUAUAUUCGAUUUAGUUUAAUGACCCCCGAACAAUUUCGUGAAAAAGUUUGGCCAUUUAAAAAACUUUUAAGUCAAGAAAGGGGAAUGGAUGAAUUAGAAAUGUUUAAAGUCACACAGAAACCAAUGUUUGGAUUAUCAUGUUAA
Molecule: messenger RNA, 594 nt
Organism: Diversispora eburnea
Lineage: Eukaryota; Fungi; Glomeromycota; Glomeromycetes; Diversisporales; Diversisporaceae
Source: the annotation of a GenBank genome assembly